Molecule: messenger RNA, 3922 nt
Organism: Ctenocephalides felis (cat flea)
Lineage: Eukaryota; Metazoa; Arthropoda; Insecta; Siphonaptera; Pulicidae
Product: focal adhesion kinase 1-like
Exons: 21
Coding region: 140-3922 (1260 amino acids)
Biological process (GO): protein phosphorylation; signal complex assembly
Cellular component (GO): focal adhesion; cytoskeleton
Molecular function (GO): ATP binding; protein tyrosine kinase activity
Source: RefSeq, a predicted model, not a curated record
UGGCAAGGGGUCCGCCUGUUUCGGAAGGGCAGGUCUGAUCUCACCCGCAAAAGAUCGCGCCCACGACAAACGAACUAUCAGCAAAACGAUAGUUCAUGCGGAAGCCAUUUCUGCAGAAAAAUCGCGCUGUAAUAAAACCAUGGCAUCCGAUUCAGCCAAAUCGACGCCCCACGGCUCGCCCGCUCGCAACGGGGCGAGAAGUGAUAAAAGAACUACGAUUAAAGUACACUGUCCAAACGACAAAUUUAAUAUGGUGUGCUUUGAUGAAAUGACCGAUGCUCGUGAUAUCAUAUCCAGGAUAGUGACUGGUAUGCGUCCAGGAACCAGAGCGUUUGCUGGAUGUUACGCGCUCAGGCUUCGAAAUUUAGCAGACGGAGAGGUCGUAUGGCUGUCUCAUGAUGAUUCCAUGACUAAAGUAUUAGAGCGUUGUUCCGGUCCAGGUUCAUGGAGAUGUGAAUUAAGAAUUCGAUAUCUACCCGCUAGUCUAAAAACCAUGCUUGAACGAGAUACUGCGACAUUUCACUACUAUUACGAUCAGGUUAGAAAUGAUUACUUGCAAAACACUCACCCAAAUUUGGAUCAGGAAGUUGCCGUACAGUUAUGUUGUUUGGAAAUUCGACAUGUUUAUAAUAAUCCACAGAUUACGUUGGAUAAAAAAUCGAGUUUAGAUUAUUUGGAAAGAGAGGUUGGUUUGCACAAGUUUUUUCCAAAAGGUGUAUUAGAAAGUUUCAAACCAAAAACCCUACGCAAAAUGAUUCAGUCGCAUUACAAAAAAGUAGCUUCCUUGACUGAAACAGAAGCAAUGCUCAAGUACUUUGAUAUUUUAAGAGGAAAUUUUGAAUUUGAUCAAGAACAUUUUAUUGUAGCAUUAGGAUCUGGUUGGACUAUACCAGUAGAAUUAGUGAUAGGUCCUAAUAUUGAAAUUUCAUAUAUAACACAUCGUGGAGCAUUACCAAAUAAAAUAGCCGAUUUUGCCCUGGUGAAAAGUAUUCGAACCAUAGGUCCGGAUUGCACUAAAUCUGAUAGCAAAGGAAAAGCUGCUAUUAGACUGACAGUGAAAGGCACUGAAGAACCUUUAACAAUAUCUUGUCACACACUUGAGACGGCAGAGAGUAUUGCGGAUUUAAUAGAUGGUUAUUGUCAACUUGUUAAUGGAAAUCAAAUAUCACUUUGGACAAAAUCCGAGGAAGUACAGCAAAUUGCGGAACAGCAACAGUCUGACACAGCAGCAGCUCAUUCUGGUACAAAUAAUAUCAAACCCAUGUUAGCAGAAGAUUAUGCUGAUGUGCCAGAUGAAGAAGGGGAUUAUUCUACACCAUCAACACAAGAUUAUAAACUAGAAAGAUCACAAAUAACAUUAUUAGAAAUAAUUGGCGAGGGUCAAUUCGGCGAUGUUCAUAAAGGUGUGUGUACACCAAAAAUGAUUGCAGGAUUGCCUUUAUGCCCUCAAGAAGUAGCUGUGAAGACUUGCAAAACUGAUAACGAUCCAGAGAAAGCUGAAAAGUUCCUAGAAGAAGCGUAUAUAAUGCAGAAGUUCGAGCAUCCGCAUAUCAUAAAAUUAAUCGGAGUGUGUGACGAACCUCCAAUUUGGAUCGUUAUGGAGUUAGCUAAAUUUGGUGAACUAAGGGCAUAUUUGCAACAGAAUAAGCAUAAAAUGGAAUUAGGCACUCUUCUUUUAUACACAUAUCAGUUAUCAACAGCAUUAAGUUAUUUGGAAAGUAAAAAAUUCGUUCACAGAGAUAUUGCUGCACGAAAUGUUCUAGUUAGCGCUCAUACUUGUGUUAAGUUAGCAGAUUUUGGAUUAUCACGUGAAGUUCUAAGUUAUUAUGAAGCUUCAAGAGGAAAAUUGCCUAUCAAGUGGAUGGCGCCAGAAUCAAUAAAUUUUAGGAGAUUUACUACUGCCAGUGAUGUUUGGAUGUUUGGUGUAUGUAUGUGGGAGAUUUUAAUGCUUGGAGUGAAACCAUUUCAAGGAGUUCGCAAUAAUGAUGUUAUAGGAAAGCUAGAUAAUGGAGAACGUUUAGCACUGCCACAAUUGUGCCCCCCUAGACUUUAUAGCCUUAUGAGUCAAUGCUGGAGCUAUGAGCCUUCUAAACGACCUACAUUUAAACAUAUUAAAGAAGUCUUGAAUGAGAUUUUGAUGGAAGAAAAACAUAGCGCGAACGAAACAAUGCGUCGCGAAAAUCGUCGUGUGGCUGCUAUGUCUUGGAGUGGUGCAUCUGGAGAACAAGAUGUGGCUCCACCGAAACCAGCCAGACCCAAUCUCAUAAAUUCGGAUUCGAGCUCCUCUUUGUCCCUGACUUCGAAUGGCGGCGCACCGCAAACCUACAUCGUAGCGCAGAGUCCGGCCGUCUUGGCUCAAUUGAUGCGCGAGAAUGAAUCUCGCUCAGUUAACCCGUCCGCGUACACCACACCUGCAUCGAGUACUGAUGUUGGAACUGAUAAAGUUGUUAUAGAAGAAAAACUGCGACAACAGCAACGUGAAAGUGAAGAAGAUCAAAAAUGGCUUGUGGAGGAGGAGACAAAUUUGAAAAAGCGUCUAAGUAUUAUAACUACUGGAUCUGAUCCAGUAGACUAUUCGUCUUUUGAUGCGUCUAUGGCGAAUUAUGCAAACCAGGCAAUUAUACCAUCUCAAUUCAUUCAGCAACCUUCAGGGAUUAAUUCAAUGUAUAAUAAUCAACAAUAUCAGCAAAUGAAUUUCCAACAUAGCCCUUAUCAAAAUUGCUUAAGUCAGAGUACUUCUCAGCAACCUAGUUCAUUGCCUGCCAAUAUUAAUCAUGGAUUUUCUAGUCCUCCAAAUGGUGAUUCAAGACCUCAUACCCCCAUGGGAAGUUCGGUUUUGUUUAGGAACAAAAGUAUUUCUCAAGAGAGAUGUGAUAAUUUAGGCUCUGAAGAAACACAAGUUUCGAAAAUUCACUCUCAAAAUUCAGAGAGUGGCUCAAAGGUAGAAUUAGAUAGAACAAAUGAUUCAGUUUACACAUGUACCACAAAUGUGGUUCGGGCGAUUAUGGCUCUGAGCACUGGUGUGCAAAGUGCAAAAGUAGAUCAAUACCUGGAUCUAGUUCGUACAGUAGGUUUAGAAUUGCGAGGACUACUAUGUGCUGUUGAUUCUCUAGUCAAUCUAUUCCCUGUUCAUGCUCACAGGGAAGUGGAAUUGGCGCAUAAAGUGCUUUCUAAAGAUAUGAGUGAACUAGUAGCGGCUUUGAGACUUGCCCAGCAGUACAGUGAAACUACAUUAGAUGCAGAAUACCGAAAGAGCAUGCUUUCUGCAGCUCAUGCAUUAGCAAUAGAUGCUAAAAAUUUGCUAGAUGUGGUUGAUGCAAUUCGAGUAAGAUUUCCACAAAUUCAAGCUCGAAUUUUAGCUCAGGCAAUGAAAUCAAACUCAGAACAAAUCAAAAUGGAAAAUGUUGCAAACUUUUCACAAUCAAACUUUCAAGUGAAAUCUCCAGAAAAUCAACAUCUUGCAAAAACUUUACAUACAACUGAGGGCAACUAUGACAAUGCUCAAAUAAUGAAAAUGGAUGAUGAUAAAAUUAAAUCUAGUAGCAUUCCAGUAGCCACUAUAACAACAAUACAAAAUAGAGAUAAUUCUACAUUAAUGAAUACUAGUCAGAGAGGAGAGAGUAGUUAUAUUACCCAAAUUGACAAUCAAUCUGAAAACAAUGACUUGUGUAAAUCAGAUUCUAAAGACGGAGGUAGUGAAUUAAAAAUUGUAGAGACAGCCGAAAGCACAAAGAAUUCUCACAUCAAUUCCAUAUCAAAUACAACUGGUACUUCAAAUAAACAAGAAACAGUUAUGCAAGGAAUUAUUUUGCCGAAACCUGCUUCUUGCGCUUUUAUCCAGCAACACCAGCCUGUCUAUUCUCAAACGCAAAAAAUAAAUUUAAAGCUACCUCACUUUAUGGGUAAAUUACAAGAAAAGUGA